UUAAAGCGCGACUCGCAUUCAGUCGGUUAUGAGCUACCAGCUAAGUUGAACGCGUUUUCACAUUCUCUGCCGAUGUAACAAAAAAUCUCAAGAAAAGAACACGGCGAAAGGAAAGAAAUAAUAGAGGACUAAUAACGCUUCGGUAGCAAGGUCGUAAUAUUUAUAAUAUUGUUCUUUGGAAAUCAGUAAGACAUGUCGGCAAAAGCAAUUCGCGAAGCAACAGGAAAAGACCUCAUAAAUCGUAAGUUUCCUUCGGGUACGCAAGCUGUAAAAUUACGUUUUGCGACCGUCACAGAGAAGACAAAUUGGGCUGAUCUCGUUGUUGAUCAUCCAUGGUUAAAAACGGAGAAGUUGGUGGUGAAACCGGAUCAGCUGAUUAAACGCCGUGGAAAACUAGGUUUGAUAAAAGUCAAUGCUGAUUUAAAUACUGUGAAGAAAUGGAUCGACGAACGAAUGAACAAGGAACAGCAAGUAGGAAAGGCAAUGGGAAAGCUAAAGACGUUUAUCAUCGAGCCUUUUGUUUCUCAUAAACCGGCAGAGGAAUACUACGUGUGUAUAUAUUCUCAUCGGAAAGCCGAUUCGAUAUUAUUCCAUCAUGAAGGAGGUGUUGAUAUCGGGGACGUUGAUUCUAAAGCUUUGAAACUAGAUAUUCCGGUGGACAGUGAAUUACCAGAUCGAGCCACGCUUAUAAGUGAAUUACUAGUAAACGUGACGGAUGAGAAACAAGAAACGGUUGCAACUUUCAUAGAAGCUCUCUAUAAAUUUUAUGUUAAUUUAUAUUUUACUUAUUUAGAAAUUAAUCCAUUAGUAGUAACAAAUAAUGGAAUUUAUAUAUUGGAUCUCGCUGCGAAAUUAGAUACAGCCGCCGAUUUUAUAUGCAAACCAGAUUGGGGCGAGAUCGACUAUCCACCUCCGUUUGGACGGGAUGCAUAUCCUGAAGAGGCGUACAUAGCAGACUUGGAUGCUAAAUCCGGAGCUAGUCUGAAAUUAACUAUCUUAAACCCAAGUGGACGUAUAUGGACAAUGGUUGCUGGCGGUGGGGCUUCUGUAAUAUAUUCCGAUACGAUUUGUGACUUGGGUGCAGCCAAUGAAUUAGCAAAUUACGGAGAAUAUUCCGGUGCGCCUACAGAACAACAAACAUAUGAAUAUGCUAAAACUAUUUUGAGUCUAAUGACAAAGGAAAAACGUCCAGAAGGGAAGGUGUUAAUAAUUGGUGGAGGAAUUGCUAAUUUUACGAAUGUAGCUGCAACGUUUAAAGGAAUCGUAUCGGCACUUCAAGGAUAUCAGCCUAAACUCGUAGAACAUAACAUAAAAAUAUUCGUAAGAAGAGCAGGGCCUAAUUAUCAAGAAGGCCUAAGAAUUAUACGUGAAGUUGGAAGACGUUUGGGUAUUCCAGUUCACGUGUUUGGUCCAGAAACGCAUAUGACAGCUAUAUGCGCUAUGGCUCUAGGGAAAAAACCGAUUCCAGAUCCAGAGGCUCAAGAAUUUUCAACUGCAAAUUUCUUGUUACCUUCUGGUCAAGAUGUUGGACCUUCUGCUCCUUCGAAAAGUACUUCGUCUACACCUAUCACGGAACAAACAAAAUUAAAAGCAAGUGAUACUGUAGACGGUUUAAAACCGAAACAAUUAUUUAACAAUAAAACCAGAGCUAUUAUUUGGGGUAUGCAAACCAGAGCCGUCCAAACUAUGUUAGAUUUCGACUUCGUUUGUCGAAGAUCAGAACCAUCCGUAGCUGCUAUGGUAUAUCCAUUCACGGGAGACCAUAAACAGAAGUUUUAUUGGGGCCACAAAGAAGUUCUCAUACCCGUGUACAAACAAAUGAAAGAUGCGAUGUCGAAACAUAACGAUGCAGACGUUAUGAUAACAUUUGCCUCUUUAAGAUCCGCAUACGAUAGUACGGUUGAAACGUUACAAUUUCCGCAAAUUAGAACAAUCGCAAUUAUCGCGGAAGGUAUACCUGAAAAUAUGACUAGGAAAAUAAUUUUUUUGGCACAACAGAAAAAUGUAACGAUUAUCGGGCCGGCUACAGUCGGUGGUGUUAAACCUGGUUGUUUCAAAAUUGGCAAUACAGGCGGUAUGACAGAUAAUAUUCUUCAUAGCAAAUUGUACAGACCUGGAAGUGUUGCCUAUGUUUCUCGUUCCGGUGGUAUGUCUAAUGAAUUGAACAAUAUAAUUUCCAAAGCCUCCAACGGUGUUUUGGAAGGUGUUGCGAUUGGAGGUGAUCGAUAUCCAGGCACCACAUUCAUGGAUCAUAUCAUGCGUUAUCAAAAUAAUCCUGAUGCUAAACUCAUUGUACUUCUCGGUGAAGUUGGUGGCAUAGAAGAAUACGAAGUGUGUCAGGCAAUUAAAUCAAAGAAAAUUACAAAACCCUUGAUCGCUUGGUGUAUUGGCACUUGUGCAAGUAUGUUUACUUCUGAAGUACAAUUCGGUCAUGCCGGUUCCAUUGCCAACAGUAAUGUGGAAACAGCGUCGGCCAAAAAUGCAGCUUUGAAGGCAGCUGGUGCCUAUGUUCCUGAUAGUUUUGAUAACCUUGGUGAUCUCAUCCAGACCGUUUAUCAAGAACUCGUAAAGAAUGGAACGAUCGUUCCAGCACCGGAGGUUCCACCACCAACAGUACCUAUGGAUUACAAUUGGGCCAGGGAACUUGGUUUAAUACGAAAACCAGCGUCAUUUAUGACAUCCAUAUGCGAUGAACGUGGUCAAGAACUUCUAUAUGCUGGUAUGCCCGUCACAGAAGUUCUGAAACAAAACGUAGGAAUCGGUGGGGUUGUUUCUCUUUUGUGGUUCCAACGUUGCUUACCCGCUACUUAUUGUAAAUUUCUUGAAAUGUCACUCAUGUUAACUGCGGAUCAUGGACCAGCAGUUUCAGGUGCUCAUAAUACUAUUGUAUGUGCCAGAGCAGGCAAAGAUUUAGUUAGUUCUCUUGUUUCUGGACUCCUCACUAUAGGUGAUCGUUUUGGUGGAGCUCUGGAUGGAGCUGCACGUAUGUUCUCUGAAGCCUAUGAUGCUGGUUUGCAUCCUCAAGAAUUUGUAAAUAAUACUCGUAAAAAAGGCAAACUUAUAAUGGGUAUUGGACACCGUAUAAAAUCUAUAAAUAAUCCAGACAUGCGCGUGAAGCUUAUAAAAGAAUUUGUUUUGGAGAAUUUCCCAGCUAAACCAUUAGUGGAAUAUGCAUUGGAAGUUGAAAAAAUAACUACUAGUAAAAAGCCUAAUCUAAUUCUUAAUGUGGAUGGUAUCAUAGCAUGCGCAUUUGUUGAUAUGUUAAGAAAUAGUGGAAGUUUCACGAGAGAAGAAGCUGAAGAAUAUAUAGAAAUUGGAGCUAUAAACAGUCUUUUUGUACUUGGCAGAAGUAUAGGUUUCAUAGGUCAUUACAUGGAUCAGAAGAGGUUGAAACAAGGUCUUUAUCGCCAUCCAUGGGACGAUAUUUCUUACGUAUUACCAGAGCAAUAUAAUUGAAUUAUUUCAUCGCGUGAUCAAUCGUCAUAAGAGGAAAACAAUGAGUCCAUCAAUGCUUGUAACAACAAUUGUGCUCUUUAUAAUUAUUUUGUUGCUAUAAGAGCACUGAUCCUUGGAAUCAAUAUCACAUUCAUUUAGAUAAAAAGUUACUGUCUAGUGACAUAAAAAAUACUCUGCAACAGCAGUAUGUUAUGUCUUAAUGAGAGUAAAAAGCUUAGAGAUCUUGAUGAGCUAAUAUGAAUAUAUUUAAGGUUGUAUAAGAACGUUAUAAAGUAAAAGUUGAUAGUUAUCUGUUGCAUUUACAAUGUUUUAUAUAUUUUAAAAAUUCAUAAAACAUUCCAUAAUUUGCAUUUUCGAUUCUAAUUAAAAACAUAUGUAUACAUUUUGUGACACAUAGUAGUUUCUUCGAGCAUGUUAAUUCAUCUUCCUGAAACUGCACAAAAUGCCUUCUUUAAUUCAGUGAAUAUAUGCAUCAGUUUAUUCAUUCUUCAUUGUAAUAAUGUCUUUUGUUAGGAAGGUACUAACUUGUAUACAUUAUAUGUACAAUUAUAUGCACAAGAUAACAAAGGGUCUUUCGCAUUUUAUGUAUGGAAAAGAUAGUAAAUAUGUGUAUAAUAUUUA
Molecule: messenger RNA, 4077 nt
Organism: Vespula pensylvanica (western yellowjacket)
Lineage: Eukaryota; Metazoa; Arthropoda; Insecta; Hymenoptera; Vespidae
Gene: ATPCL
Product: ATP-citrate synthase
Exons: 11
Coding region: 193-3456 (1087 amino acids)
Biological process (GO): citrate metabolic process; fatty acid biosynthetic process; tricarboxylic acid cycle
Cellular component (GO): cytosol
Molecular function (GO): ATP citrate synthase activity
Source: RefSeq, a predicted model, not a curated record